Messenger RNA from Medioppia subpectinata, 1428 nucleotides. NCBI's taxonomy places the organism in Eukaryota, Metazoa, Arthropoda, Arachnida, Sarcoptiformes, Oppiidae. The record is from the annotation of a GenBank genome assembly.
AUGGUUAACAUUUCGUUUAUCACUCAAACCUUGUUCACUGAUUGCGAAGACGUGUGCAAUAAUUAUCUGGCAAUAUAUAAGUUGCAUGAAAUGUCAAAAAUAAUGUCUCACAUCUCCACCCGAGCCAUACAUUGCGGCCAAUCGGCGGCCCAGUGGUCACACCGCGCGACUGUACCUCCUAUUGUCAACUCAACCACAUUUGAGCUCUCAAUACAACAAGUUUUUGAUGAGAACUUUGUGGGAAAUGACUUGAUGUACUCCCGUAUGGGAAACCCGACCCGCAGUUCGUUAAACACAGCGUUGGCCGCACUGGAGAGCGCCCGACACGCGCUGGCCUUUGGCUCCGGUAUGGCUGCGAUCGUCACGUGCGGACACCUGCUAUCGGCGGGCGAUCACGUGCUCUCGUGCGACGACAUAUACGGCGGCACUAAUUUAUAUUUUACCCAAUGCUUAAAACCAAUGGGUUUUGACGUGACUUAUACUGACUUUACCGACAUGUCGGCAGUGGCCGCCAAUAUCCGGCCCAACACACGGCUACUGUGGGUCGAGAGUCCCUCCAAUCCGCUCAUGAAGUUUGUGGACCUGAAAGCCCUGUGCGAACUCAGGGAUCGAUCGGCUCCGGAGGCCAUUAUCGCUGUGGACAACACUUUAAUGAGUCCACUAUUUCAACGCCCGUUAGACUCCGGCGCCGAUCUGUCCGUACAUUCAGUUACCAAAUAUAUCAACGACGUAACAAUGGGCGCCGUUAUGACCAAUCGGGAGGAUCUCUACUCGAGACUGGAGUUUCUUCAAAACGCCUUGGGAACCGUUAGCUCUCCGUUUGACUGUUUUCUCGCCAAUCGAGGUCUCAAGACUCUGAGCGCCCGAAUGGCUGUCCACCAAACCAACGGUCUAUCCGUCGCCCGAUUCCUAGAGUCACAUCCGAUGAUCAGUCAAGUUCUGCAUCCGGGCCUCGAGUCUCACCCGCAGUACGAGUUGGCCCGCAGACAGUGCCGGGGCUUUAGUGGAAUGAUAUCAUUCCGUUUGAAGGGAUCGGUCGCUCAGUCAAAGACAUUCCUCCAGAGUCUCAAAGUGGUGAAACACGCGGUCAGUUUGGGUGGUGUAGAGUCCAGUGUUGAAGUGCCGGCCCGUAUGUCGCACCGGGAUAUGACCCACGAGGAGCGUCGGGCGCUGGGAAUUGACGAUCAGUUGAUCCGGAUGUCGGUCGGCAUCGAAGACGUUGAGGAUCUGAUCCAAGACUUAGGAUCAGCCCUGAAAUGCGCUCAACAGUCGCUCGACAGUGACAUCUACAGCUUUUCCACCCGAACCAUACAUUGCGGUCAAUCGCCGGACCAGUGGACACACCGGUCGCUCAUUCCUCCUAUUGUCAACUCAACCACUUUUGAGCUUUCAGUCCAACAACUGUUUGAUCCCAAGUUUGCCGGAAAU